GCUGCUCUGCGCGUGGCCGUCUAGCUCUGUCUGAGGCGCGUGAGUGCACGGGUACAUAGGCAUUAUCUUCAUUUCCAGUUUCAUCGGCAAAUUACAGAAUGCGGAGGUGAAAACGGACGGACUCGCCGAUCGAGGCACGAACCCUUGACGGUAUAUGCCGGUACCACACCAGUUGGUGUUAUUUUUCUUAUCUGAAAGCCGGUUCUGAGCGAGAAUCACGCAUGCAUUCAAACAGAGGAUUAUCGCGGAGGAACUGCCUUGAAACCAUGAGCUGCAGUUGGGGGACGGAGCUGUGGGAUCAGUUUGAUAAUUUGGAGAAACACACUCAGUGGGGCAUUGAGUUUUUGGAACGCUACACCAAGUUUGUGAAGGAGCGGUCUGAAAUUGAACUGAGCUAUGCUAAACAGAUCAGGAAUCUGUCCAAGAAGUAUCAGCUCAAGAAGAACUCUAAAGAGGAGGAGGAAUUCAAGUAUACCACAUGUAGAGCGUUUCUAAUGACUUUAAAUGAGCUGAACGACUACGCGGGUCAACACGAGGUCAUCGCCGAAAACCUGUCCACUCAGAUAAUCGCAGAGUUGAGCCGCUACACUCAAGAACUGAAGGCUGAACGCAAAUCGAUGUGUUUUUUUGUAUCUCUUUCCUCGCAUUUCCACGAUGGCCGCAGAGCUCAACAACACAUUGAGAAUUCCUGGAAGCAGCUGGAAUCGAGUAAAAGAAGAUUCGAGCGAGACUGUAAGGAAGCGGAUCGCGCUCAGCAUUACUUUGACAAGAUGGACGCCGACAUUAACGUGACUAAAGCAGAUGUGGAAAAGGCACGGCAGCAGGCUCAGAUGAGACACCAGAUGGCUUCUGACAGCAAGAAUGAAUAUUCCUCAUACCUUCAGAAGUUCAACCAGGAACAGAACGAACAUUAUUACACCAUCAUCCCUAAUAUUUUCCAGAAGAUCCAGGCCAUGGAGGAGAAGAGGAUAGAGCGGAUGGGAGAGUCGCUGAAGACGUUUGCGGAGGUCGAUCGUCAGAUUCUGCCCAUCAUCGGGAAAUGCCUGGAUGGAAUAACACAAGCGGCCGACUCCAUCGAACCCAAGAAUGACUCCUCUCAGGUCAUAGAGUCAUAUAAGUCUGGGUUCGAGCCUCCCGGCGAUGUGGAGUUUGAAGACUACGGCCAGGCGAUGAAGAGGACGGUGUCUGAGACCAGCCUCACUAACUCACGCCCGGAGAGCAAAGCAGACCGCUCCAGCAAGAGCAAGAGCAAAACCCUCUGGCCUUUCAUUAAGAAAAACAAGGUAACACACACCGGCGUCACGUUCACUCGCAGUUACUCCGAUCUGACAGAAAACCAAGCUCCAGUAAAUCCGAACAGCUGACACCUCGCGAGAGCGAUUGUUUGAUGUGUUUCUGUAAGUUUUUGUUUUAGUUUGUGCUUGUUUAUUAGUUUGGAUUCUGUAGUUUUACUGUAGUAUCUGUAGAUGCUGUUAUUCGUUUGCCGCCAUCGUUCUCCUUUCCUUUCCCCUCCCUGUGUUCACCUGCACGAAAAUAUGUUCAUCCUGACGCUCCACCGAUAACGUACUAAUGCACGGCCCGAGGGGCCUCACCUUUGACCUUUGCAGAGAAACGUAACUCUUUAUUCCCGUGUCGUCCUUUCAAACCGAGAGUAACUUCCUUUUCUCCGGCCACCCAUCGGUGCUGUUCUCAUGGUAACCACAUUCUUCUUCCUGUUCCUCGUCUUCCUCUGUCUUCUUGUGACCUUUGACGUUUGUGUCAAAGGCUCCGCUCUUACUGAGCAUGCUCAGUCCAAACCCCGCCUAACCUCGCAGGACCAGGAUGUGAGCAUUAACACUGUCAUACGUAUUUAAUGAGGUGUGUCUGUGUGGCUAUGGGCGGAAUGGAGAACUAGUUCAUACUGUGCAGUAUAUACUGUAUACUGUUUACGGUUGUGUAGUUUAUUUAAUAUUUUAGUCGGCAAGGACGCGUUAAAUUCAUCUAAAAUGAUAGUGAAGACUUCCAUAAUGGUAUAUUUUCAAGUAAAUGCUGCUAUUUUGAACUUUCUAUUUAUUUAGGAUGUACAAAAUGUUAAGAAAACAUGAAAAUAUGACCGUUUUCGAUCUGAAAAAUAAAAAUCUGCCAAUUAGAUUGAU
Molecule: messenger RNA, 2135 nt
Organism: Puntigrus tetrazona (Sumatra barb)
Lineage: Eukaryota; Metazoa; Chordata; Actinopteri; Cypriniformes; Cyprinidae
Product: formin-binding protein 1-like
Exons: 9
Coding region: 222-1364 (380 amino acids)
Source: RefSeq, a predicted model, not a curated record